CCGUUACGAAGGCAGACACAGGGCAACAAUCAUUCGCCCAUCGGUAUCCCUGGGAGUCAUCGGGAUGUUUCGUUAUUUGUUUUUGUCUUCGGUCCAACGUCAUGACCAAGUUCGUGAGAGUAGCCUGGUGAAACCAGAAUAGAAGCGAUGUUUCUUAGUCGAAUGGAAUCGGUAAGAGAAGAUCCGGCCCUGUUCCAUGUGUUGUGUAGCAUGCUAGGAGUACCGUGGGAGAAACACAAGUUGUACACAAACACACGCACGCACACACAAUUGGCAGAAAGGGUGUUUUAUUUUUUUGUUUUGAUGUUAUGCGAGGAGGUCCGGCCCAGCCCUCUAUGCCUUGUUUACAACAAUCCCUGCUUUAAGCCUGUCUCACUACAUUUGCGGAGAGGAGAGGGUUUUCGACCUCUUGGCGAUGGACAAUGGACGAUGGUUUGGCAAUGGGAAAUUCCCGCCCACUCACAUACACUCUCUCCCUCUCCCGAUAGAGGACUCGGGAAUGUUGGAAACAUGUCCGAAACAGACAUACAAAAUACUUGUAUAGCGGAUUGGAAUGGGAGCCCCGGAGCCCGCCCCGAUGUUGGUCCCAUCGUGCCAAUCACCGUUGAAUCAGGACAGGGCGCACAUGACCAUUAUGACAUCUUCAUGUCUGGGUUUGUCCACAGAAAAAACGCAUCAUUCCUUUGAACAAUACCAAAAGGCGCUAAAAACCCUGGCGACCAGAGUCCUGGGAUGACUGGUAGAUGGAAUAUGGAUACCUGCUAAGUACGUAUCUACAGGUUCAGGGCUGUACUUAGUUCUUUGAAGGCAGAAAACCGAGAAGAAAAAAAGCCGGACCCGGUUGUGGGAGACCGAAAGGUGGAGAACAUUUGGCCCUUUCCAGUUUGGAGGAUCUGA
This is a messenger RNA of Aspergillus aculeatinus CBS 121060, 897 nucleotides long. RefSeq lists its product as uncharacterized. Lineage: Eukaryota; Fungi; Ascomycota; Eurotiomycetes; Eurotiales; Aspergillaceae. The record is from RefSeq and is a predicted model, not a curated record. The coding region runs from base 148 to 687 and encodes 179 amino acids. The transcript has a single exon.